UCUCUACCAGUAGGCGGCGAUAAAAUCACAGAUGAAGCCAAUAACGUUUAACCUGGAAGAAGACGAGACAGCACGCGGAAAUUGUGUCACUGCAGUACAAACGUGCUAACGGCAGAGGAAGCCAAAGUGGUGUGCAGUCAUGUGGCCUGUAAUGUGGACUGCGUUGCGGACCUAUGCGCCUUACGUCACCUUCCCUGUGGCUUUUGUGGUAGGAGCAGUGGGCUAUCACUUGGAGUGGUUUAUCAGGGGUACCCCCAAACCUCGAGAGGAAGAAAAGAGUAUUUUAGAACUGAGGGAGGAAAGAAAGCUGCAAGAACAGGAGGGCAAGGACAGCACCCAGGUGCUCAGCCUGAAAGAAAAACUGGAGUUCACACCUAAAGCAGCUCUGAACAGAAACAGACCUGAAAAGAGCUAACUCGUGUCGGUGGAACAGACUUGUGUUAGCAGCUUCUCACCAGGAGGAUGGUGCUCUGGGAACAAGGGGGUGAACUGGAGGGUAAAAUCACUCAUUCUUUGCACCAUAACUACACUUCCUCACUUGUGGUUACCUGAGAGCAUGAACCUACCGGGAUGAACUUUGGACACUUUUUAAGCUCUAGAACAUGAUUUAAAAAACUAUUUGUUUCAGUUCAAGUGAAACUUAUGUAUGAUGUAUGGAAUUAUCUGUUAAUGCAGUCAAUGGUGCACUUGAUAAUGCAUUGAUAUGUAAUUACACUGUAUUUAUUUUAUCUUUGGAUGUUUAAGUAGUGACUAGGUUUCAUUUCAAUUGAUUGUCUGCAAAAAAAUUAAAGUUUCUGGGGUUGAAAGCAUAAAGGAAACUUUCUGACUUUGGUAUUAAGUCAUUCAAAAGUCAUUUGUUAUUUCACAUAAAGGAUUUCUGAAGUUACAAACCUGCCACAGAGUUUAUGAUUUAAUCUUUUCUGUAUGUGAAGGAAUAACUUCUGAUUGUGAACAUGCCGGCAUGGAAGAAAGACAGCUAUUUGUCGUUCUUUAUAUCUCGUGUUAACUUUGAUGGUAAAUGACAAAAUACGCCAGCAGAGUGUGAGGUUUCUCAGGAGGUGAUAAGCUGCUUAGGCAUAUUGUCUGGAACGUCCUCAUUAUACUUUCAUUUUAGAAAGUCUGUAUGGUAAACAAACACUGAAAUGUUUAGUUAUGUGUGUUUUAGAAAUAAGUGCUUAAUAAAGUAAAAUUAUAUUGUG
Melanotaenia boesemani (Boeseman's rainbowfish) is the source of this 1199-nucleotide messenger RNA. It is a transcript of the gene smim12, whose product is annotated as small integral membrane protein 12. The transcript has 2 exons. The record is from RefSeq and is a predicted model, not a curated record. NCBI's taxonomy places the organism in Eukaryota, Metazoa, Chordata, Actinopteri, Atheriniformes, Melanotaeniidae. The coding region runs from base 140 to 415 and encodes 91 amino acids.